AUGGAAGCCAUGUCGGUGUGUUCGCCGAUCCGUGCUGCCUCGCAGCUCCCCGCCGUUCGAUCCCUUCACGGCGACGCUCUCGGACAAUCCCUACGGAGCUCAAAUUCCGUUAGCCUACCAAUUCCCAAGGCUCUUUCAGCCGGUCAGAUCUUGCCAGGAGGCUCUGCACCUCAGAAGCUGCAGAUCCAGGCAAAGAUUCUGAAAACGAAGAGAGCACCGAGAGACCCGGACUACCCGUGGCCGGAUAAGUACAAUGCGGAGGAGAAGGGGUUUCUGGCGUUCCUGUCCAAGUUUAAGGACGUAGCCAAGCCCGCCAAGCCUACGGCGCUGCCGUUCGAGAAACCUCUGGUCGACCUCGAGAAGAAAAUUGACGAGGUGCGCCAGCUGGCGGAUAAGACUGGCAUGGACUUCACGGACCAGGUGCAGGAGCUGCAGGACAAGUAUGAGCAGCUGAAGCGCGACAUCUACGCGAGAAUAACUCCGGUUCAGCGGCUCAGCGUGGCGCGUCACCCCAAUCGUCCCACUUUCUUGGAUCAUGUCCUCAACAUGACCGACAAGUGGGUGGAGCUGCACGGUGACCGCGGGGGCUACGAUGACCCGGCGCUGGUGUGCGGCAUCGGGCGCAUGGACGGCAUGAGCUUCAUGUUCAUGGGGCACCAGAAGGGGCGCAACACCAAGGAGAACAUCUACCGCAACUUCGGCAUGCCCACGCCCAACGGGUACCGCAAGGCGCUGCGCAUGAUGCGCCACGCGGACCACCACGGGCUGCCCAUCAUCACAUUCGUCGACACUCCCGGCGCCUACGCUGGCGUCACAGCCGAGGAGCUCGGCCAGGGCGAGGCCAUUGCGCACAACCUGAGGGAGAUGUUUGGGCUCAAGGUGCCGUCAGUCAGUGUGGUGAUUGGAGAGGGCGGCUCUGGUGGCGCUCUCGCUAUUGGCUGCUGCAACAAGAUGCUCAUGCUCGAGAACGCCGUGUACUUCGUUGCCAGCCCUGAGGCGUGUGCGGCCAUUCUCUGGAAGACUGCCGCCGCCGCUCCCAAGGCCACGGAGGCGCUGCGCAUCACAGCGGAUCAGCUGCAGCAGCUGGGCGUGGUGGACGAGAUCAUCCCGGAGCCGCUGGGAGGGGCACACAACGACCACAUGGCGACAUCAAUGGCCAUCAAGUCUGCCAUCAUGGCGCACAUGAAGGAUCUGGUGGCGAAGGAUGAGCAGCGCAUCAUCUGCGAGCGGGUCGGCAAGUUCCGGCAGAUGGGCGGCUUCACUGUGCCACCCAAGGUGGACCCCGCCAAGCAGCGCGCUCUCAAGAAGCGCGACCGCCCCGCCGGCCAGAGCGUCCCCGCCUCCCCUUCCCCCUCCCGUUCCGCAUCCCUGCCUUCCUGGGGUUCCCAGCCUCCUGCCGCACCUGCUGACAAUGGCAACGGCGCCACGUAUCCUUCGUCUGUUGUGACUGAGGAGCGUGGUAAGAAGCAGGCAUCAUCUGAAGAAACGGGCAAAGAGCAGGGCAAAGAGCAGCGCGAGCAUGGCAGCAAGCAGCAGAAGUCGGAGCAGCAGCGGGAGACGGAGAAGCAGGAGAGGGAGCAGCACGAGAGGGAGCAGCACGAGAGGGAGCAGCACGAGAGGGAGCAGCACGAGAGGGAGCAGAAGAGCGGAGCGGAGCAAAAGAAACGGUCAAGUGACAGUGAGAGAAGGGUGAACGAGGCUGAGGAGAGGUUUUUCGGGCAGGAACAGGAGGGGCAGGAAGGGGAGGGGCAGGAACGGGAAGGAGAGUUGACUAGUCACAGGACUCGUCUGUGUGCUGUUCGCUGGGACAGGCAGCCGGCCUUUGAGUGCGUGACAGGUGGCGAGUGCUCGCAAGAUGCGGGUGUCUUCGUUUCUGGUGAGUGGAAUCAGGGCAAGAGGCAGUCUGUCCGUUGUGCUGUGGUGGUGACGUGUCACAUUGCACGUGUGCUUCGUGUGGCACAGGACGACUCAUGCAGUGGGACGUUGCCCCUGCUGUCCCUGCACAGCAGCAUGGUCAUGCAGCGAACAACACCCCAGCAGCACCACAGCACAGCCCCACGGCACAAGCUUCCACUAGCAGCAGACAUCCCACCUCUGCUGACGCCUGCCUUCCUCUCCUCCCAUCGCUUCCUCAUUGGGUCACCAUCACCUCUGUCUCUGUGGGCCUCCAACAUUGCCUCGCUCUUUCAGGUAAUGUUUCAGGUGCCUGCUGUGCUGUGUGCUGCUUCUAAGCUCUUCCCGUCCUCUGCCCAUGCUCUCUCUCCAUCCUCACCCUAUUCUCUCCCAUAUUGUCCCCAUUCUGGGAAGCUGGGGAUUCAAAUUAAACCACACACGCACGAACUCAUCUCUCGCUCCUCCCCUCUCUACCCCUCAACCAGAGCAAGCAGUGGAACGGUGUGGGUGUGGGGCGAGGGCGGCAGCGGAAUGGUGUGGGCGUGGGGCGAGGGCGGUGAGGGGCAGCUGGGGGUGGGCAGGCGGGUGGGAAAGGUGACAGUGCCAGUGUGCGUGAUGCUGCCUGCUGCUCCUGCAGCAUCCGUUAUAAGCACAUCCGCUGUAGCAGAGUGUGCUGCUAGAGAGGACUCGAUAAAAGCAACAGCAGUGGCCUGUGGAGGGAGGCACAGCCUUGUGCUGGCAGGUGGGUGGGAAGCAACCAUAGAAGAGGAUGGCUCGCUUUUCUCCUUUGGAUGGGGCCAGUAUGGGCAGUGUGGCCACGGCACAUCAGACGACCAUCUCUCCCCCACCUGCCUCACCUCCUUUGCCGCCCUCUCAGUAACAGCCAUUGCUGCUGGUCUCUGGCACUCUCUUGCCCUCGCCCUCCCCGCUGGUUCGAUCAGCAACCGUGGUGCCGCUACUGGUUGUGGUGCCGGUGGUGAUGCUGACGUGGAGGUUGGCAAUGCUGAUGUGGAACUGGAAGGGGGUGACGUGUACAGCUGGGGAGGCAAUCAGUUUGGCCAGCUGGGCACUGGAGACACGGCAGCUAAGGUGUUUCCAACGCUAAUAGAUUCUCCGAAUCUGGACAAUCGUUCGCUGAAAGCCAUCUCCUGUGGAGCGCGGCACUCAGUUGCUGUCACCACCGAUGGUGCUCUUUUCGUUUGGGGUUCCAACAAGUUCGGGCAGGACCAGCUCUUAAUCUGCCGCGACGUGCGCCUCGAACCCGGACGAAACCUCGGAGCGUAUCAGCUUCCAGAUGCUGACGUGGACGGCAGCACUCAUGACACAGCAGGCGCGGUCGACGCACACUCGCGUUCCGCGUCUCACGGACACUCCCGCCCAGUGUUUCUUUUCAAUAAGAUGCGCCUCCUUCCGAAAUCUCCUCCUCCCGCGGUAGAAGAAAUCGAGGAGAUGAUUGUACCAGAAGUGAUUAUAACGGUGGGUGAGCCCGGCGGCGAACCGUUACAUCCGUUAGACCGGUCGGGUAACCCGCUCCUCCGAGCCAUCCCGUCGUACGAACGGCAGUUCCGUCAGGAUCUGUUACAGGCUCAGGCGUAUCUCGCCGCCAGCCAAUCGCGUUUCGACACGUGUCGGCGGCUCCUUCAGGAGCAGCACACGCAAGCAGAAGCCGUCCGUUCCGGAUCUGCCAGCAUGGAAGCUAUGGCCCUCCAUAUAGUCACAUCGUUUGCGGAUUUCCAGUCCACGUAUAAGCAACAGCACUGCCGGCACGAGCUCCUUCUGCGAACCUUCCACCGGAACCUCCGCGCGUUGCACUCUUGUCGUUUACUGGCGCCCGUCCGGGCGGCAACCGGGUGGCAGAGCCUCGUGCAGCUGGCGAAGGAGCCGCAGCUGCAGCAGGCGUUCUCGGAGUGCCACGUGGCGCACGCUCAGAUGGCCACGAAGGUCGCUGAGCUGGAACAGCAGUUUGAGGACACGCGGGCGGGGAUUGACGAGCUGAUAGGCGCGGGGGGAGGGGGAAGCGUAGCAACCGCAGUCAGCGGACUUGGGACUGAUGCUGCUACAGGGGCCGCGGGCGCACACGCGGGCGCGGGUGCGGGCGCGGGCGCGGAAGGGCGGCGGAGGGAGGCGGAGGUGGUGCGGGAAGUGGAGGGGAUGGUGGAGGAGGGGCAUCGGUUGCUGGAGGAGCAAGAAGUCAUCCUUGGCGUUCUGGGCAAUGACUAUAACACAGUGUGGCAGCUCCCCACGACCGCACUCUCUCAUGCGCCAUGUCUCCCCCUCUGUCCUUCGUCCUUCCCCCUCUCUCAUCUCCUAUCCAACCCCAGCAAGGAUCUAAACACACACCGGCAGCAGCACCAUGCUGACGUGGACGACGAGGACGCUGAUGUAAGCCACUCAAACGAUGACGUGGCGGGCGGCAGGAGCGCAGAAGAGCUAGCAGUGGAUAACAUGCGGCUCAGGGCGGAGCUGAUUGCGCUCAGAGUGCUGGGAGCAGUUGGGGUGGGUGCUGCUGGGGGCGGCUCAUCUGGGGUAGGCUUAUCUGGAGGGGUUUUAUUUGCGGUGGGGUCUGCUGCAGGUGAAGGUGCAUGUGGUGGUGGGGAAGAAGGAGGGGGGCACGUGGCAGAGUGGCAGCAGCUGGUGCAGGCGCUGCAGCUGAGGGGGCAGGUGGUGCGGCACGUACAGGUGGCGCUGCGUGAUAGGCAGGCGCAGGUGCAGGCGUACGAGCGGCGAAUCAGAGAGCUGGAAGGGAUGCUGGGCGAUAUGAGCCGAGAUAUUUCCAGAGAUAUUUCUAGAGGUAAUAGAGAUAUGGGUGGAGAGCUUGGUACAGUGGUGAAACAAGAUAGGACUUCAGAGGAGGAGGGUGCACCGGAGGAGAAGAGGGCGAUGCGGGAGAGAGGGAAACAGGUGGGAGAGAGUGAGAGUGAGGUGGAGAGGAUGAGUGAGGAGGAGAGAAGGAGAGAGGUGGAGAGGAUGAGUGAGGAGGAGAGAAGGAGAGAGGUGGCAGGUGUCCAGGUCCCGUCGUUCGCACAUGAUAUCCCUGCAGGUGAGCAAGAGGAGGUGCAAGCCACGUUGAGUGAGCUGCAGUCGUUGCAAUCCAAGCUCACUGCGACAGAAUCGCAGCUAUCCGCAGCUCAAUCAAAUCUGUCUGCAGGAGAAUCAAAUCUGGCCACCAUCCAAUCGAAGCUCACCGCGGCGGAAGCCAGGCUGGCAGCCGCCGAAUCCCAGCUGGCAGAGGCCCGGGAUGAGUCAGCACGGCUCGAGGCGCUGCUGAGCGAGCGCAGCGCUGAGCUGGACGCCCGCACUGUAGAUAUUAAUAAUAUUACUCUCGAGUUUAGUGCUUGUAAAGAGGAAUUGAGUCUGUGUAUAGUAGAGCGUGAGCGGAAUCAGGGGCGGCUGGAGGUGCUACAGCAGGAGCUGGAACAGGUUAGUCAGCAGCAGAGGCGUGAGGCUGCCAGAGUGGCGGAUCUCGAAGCUGACGUGGAACAGAAGGAUGCUGAGCUGGCAAGGCUGGCCGCUGACCUGGCGGCUGCUGAGGUGGCGGUGGGAAGACUUGCCGAGCUGGAGGAAAAGGCCGGUGGGUCGGUGCAGCUGCAGCAGCUGGUGAUGAAGAGGUGGGGAGCGGUGGAAAGGGUUGGAGUUGAAGGGGCAGCAGCAGGAACGGGAGGAACCAGGGAAAGGAAGGAUGGUGUAACAGCUGGUUUGGAUGCUGAUGCGGGAUUGGGUUGGCAGGGCAGUGACGUGGAGAGACACGCAGCAGCAGCAGAGGAGUCGACUGCCACCUCACCCGGGCAGGGCUGUGACGUGGCGAGACAGGUGGCAGCAUUGGAGGAGGCGCUGCGGAGGAAAGCCGCCAUGCUGGCAGAAUGCCAGCUCAACUGCGCCCACCUGGAGAACCGGCUGCAUGCAGCUAGGAGCGCAGCGAGGACUGAAGCACAGAGCGAGGAGAGGAUUGAGGGACGUGUGCUCAAAAGCACUGAGAUAGCAGAGUGGCAGCGCAAGUGCACCGAUCUGGAAACCCGGCUGCACGAGGCAAGGAGUGAGGCGCGCACGCUUCGCUGUGCCGCGGACCGGCGGGCGGCGGAGAGCGGCGGGUUGCGGGCGGCAGCGGUGCGGCUGAGAGGGCUGAUGGAGCGAAUCAACCGAUGCCUGCAAGCAAACAGCCUUGGGGCUGUGGUCGAGGGGCUUAGUGGUUUAGCUGACUCGCUGGGGGAGGCAACGGGUGGUGUGGGUGGAGGGGCAGGAGCAGCAGGAGCUGCUGCGGCUGCAGCGGCCGCUGCUGGGUCUGCUUUGGACCUGAGCAGGAGUGCUGUUCUCGCUACAGGCAAUCCUGCUAUGGGCGGCCCUGCUAGCGGCAUGGGCAGCAUGAGCAGCAUGAGCAGCAUGAGCAGCAUGAGCAGCAUGAGCAGCAGCGCAGGUGCUGCUGCUGCGCCGUCUGCUUCAGCUGCUGCCCCUGCUGUCCCGGCAGCAGAGGAGUGGGUGGUGGCAGCGGUGAGAGCAGUGGCGGUGGGCGUGGGGAGAGUGGUGGAGCGAGGGCGCAGGGCAGAGGGGGACGCCCACCGCCUGGCACGGCAGCUGCAGCGAACGUCUGAUGCGCUGGUGGAUAUGGCGGAGGGGGACGCCCACUGCCUGGCACGGCAGCUGCAGCGAACGUCAGAUGCACUCGUGGACAUGUCUUCAAAGCACGAGCUGGUGAAACAGAUGAGGGUGAAGCAGGUGAGGGUGAAGCAGGUGAGGGUGAAGCAGGUGAGGGUGAAGCAGAUCGCGCGUGAGAGGGUAGCAUUCACUCGCUUCCACUCGCACGACAUUGCUGCCUUUGUGCCCGUGGGGGGGAGGGGUGGUUGCCACUACCGCGCACUCUGCUCGCCCGACGCCGCUGCUCUCACGUGCCAAGUCACGUUCCAGCUCACGUGCCAAGUCACGUUCCAGCUCACGUGCCAAGUCACGUUCCAGCUCACGUGCCAAGUCACGUUCCAGCUCACGUGCCAAGUCACGUUCCAGCUCACGUGCCAAGUCACGUUCCAGCUCACGUGCCAAGUCACGUUCCAGCUCACGUGCCAAGUCACGUUCCAGCUCACGUGGCAAGUCACGUUCCAGCUCACGUGGCAAGUCACGUUCCAGCUCACGUGGCAAGUCACGUGGCAAGUCACGUUCCAGCUCACGUGGCAAGUCACGUUCCAGCUCACGUGCCGAGUCACGUGGCAAGUCACGUUCCAGCUCACGUGGCAAGUCACGUUCCAGCUCACGUGGCAAGUCACGUUCCAGCUCACGUGGCAAGUCACGUUCCAGCUCACGUGCCGAGUCACGUGGCAAGUCACGUUCCAGCUCACGUGGCAAGUCACGUUCCAGCUCACGUGCCGAGUCACGUGGCAAGUCACGUUCCAGCUCACGUGGCAAGUCACGUUCCAGCUCACGUGCCGAGUCACGUGGCAAGUCACGUUCCAGCUCACGUGGCAAGUCACGUUCCAGCUCACGUGCCGAGUCACGUGGCAAGUCACGUUCCAGCUCACGUGGCAAGUCACGUUCCAGCUCACGUGCCGAGUCACGUGGCAAGUCACGUUCCAGCUCACUGUGUGUGGUGCGGUGCAGUGUGUGUGGUGCGGUGCAGUGUGUGUGGUGCGGUGCAGUGUGUGUGGUGCGGCGCGGCGUGCUCUGCGGUGCGGGAUGUAG
Closterium sp. Naga37s-1 is the source of this 7557-nucleotide messenger RNA. The record is from the annotation of a GenBank genome assembly. NCBI's taxonomy places the organism in Eukaryota, Viridiplantae, Streptophyta, Zygnematophyceae, Desmidiales, Closteriaceae.